Messenger RNA from Urocitellus parryii (Arctic ground squirrel), 1043 nucleotides. RefSeq names its product olfactory receptor family 5 subfamily C member 1 (gene Or5c1). The record is from RefSeq and is a predicted model, not a curated record. Gene Ontology annotation, molecular function: G protein-coupled receptor activity; olfactory receptor activity. Lineage: Eukaryota; Metazoa; Chordata; Mammalia; Rodentia; Sciuridae. Gene Ontology annotation, biological process: G protein-coupled receptor signaling pathway. Gene Ontology annotation, cellular component: membrane.
AUGAUGGCCUCUCAUCUCCCUCUUACUUUGCCUCUCCUCAAGUCUCUGUCCAGCAGGAUGAGCUCAGAGAAUGUCACCUGGGCCAGGGUUGCCCCUGUUGAAUUCAUCCUCCUGGGCAUCACAGAUCGCUGGGACCUGCGUGUGACCCUCUUCUUGAUCUUCUUGCCCAUCUACCUGGUGAGCCUGCUGGGAAACAUGGGCCUGGUGCUGCUGAUCCAUGGGAAUGCCCGGCUCCACACCCCUAUGUACUUCUUCCUGGCCAACCUCUCCCUUCUGGAUGCCUGCUAUUCCUCAGCCAUUGGCCCCAAGAUGUUAGUGGACUUGCUGCUGCCCCGUGCCACCAUCCCGUAUGCAGCCUGUGCCCUCCAGAUGUUUAUCUUCGCGGGGCUGGCUGAUGCAGAGUGCUGCCUGUUGGCCGCCAUGGCCUAUGACCGCUAUGUGGCCAUCGGGAACCCACUUCUCUAUUCCACGGUUAUGUCCCCACGUCUGUGCUUGGCCUUGCUGGGGGCAUCAGGCCUGGGAGGGGCAGUGAGUGCCUUUAUCCACACGACUUUCACCUUCCGCCUGAGCUUCUGCGGCUCCCGGGAGGUCAACAGCUUCUUCUGUGACAUCCCCCCACUACUGGCCAUCUCAUGCGAUGACACCAGUCUCAACGAAGUCCUCCUCUUCGCCGUCUGUGGCUUCAUCCAGACGGCCACGGUGUUGGCCAUCGCUGUGUCUUACGGCUUCAUCGCGGGGGCUGUGGUCCGCAUGCCAUCUGCCGAGGGCCGCCGGAGGGCAGCCUCUACCUGUGGCUCCCACCUCACAGCUGUGGCCAUGCUAUAUGGGACCCUCAUCUUCAUGUACCUGCGUCCCAGCUCCAGCUAUGCCCUGGACACCGACAAGAUGGCUUCUGUGUUCUACACCCUUGUCAUUCCAGCCCUCAACCCCCUCAUCUACAGCCUUCGCAACAAGGAGGUCAAGGACACCCUGAGGCGGACCCGGAGUCGAUUCUGCUGUCCAGGGAGAGGUACCAGGGACGGGUCCCAGGAGGCUGGUUAAGU